Molecule: messenger RNA, 1864 nt
Organism: Daphnia pulex (common water flea)
Lineage: Eukaryota; Metazoa; Arthropoda; Branchiopoda; Diplostraca; Daphniidae
Product: acyl-CoA Delta-9 desaturase-like
Exons: 5
Coding region: 837-1859 (340 amino acids)
Biological process (GO): unsaturated fatty acid biosynthetic process
Cellular component (GO): endoplasmic reticulum membrane
Molecular function (GO): iron ion binding; stearoyl-CoA 9-desaturase activity
Source: RefSeq, a predicted model, not a curated record
AAACCCCCCGAAGGACUCGACGGGAUCAGAACAUUUUUACGGUGGAAUUUUUUUUGGCUCUCUACGGUAAAACGCGCAACUAAACAAACUUUUACUCUAAAGAAUGGAAGUAACAGAAUAACUCUAAAAAAGGAUGACCUCCUCUCAGUCUAUAGCCUUAGAGAAUAGUCCGUUUAUGUACUUUCUGCGAUAGAAAAGAACUCACCCGAGUUAUUCGGAUCAUUCAUUCCCCUUUUGAAAUUGUUUGAUUUGGCGCCUUUUUUAAACUGUAGGGUUGAUUUCAUUUUUGCGUCAUUUAUUCAUAUAACCAUCUUUAUCCCUAUGGCGAUUGUAUUUUUCUUGUUUCAACAAGAGGAUACAUUUGUAUGGGUUAGAAUCAAGUUCAUUAAAAGUCUAGACAGCGAGAAAAUGGUAUACGUGACGGACUGACGGUCGCUCGUAAAGUUUUCGAUAGAGGUAGGAGACCAAUAUUUUAUUGGUCUGAAGGGUCUGAAUGUCCGAAACGAGAAAAAGCUCUUUGUUUUUUUUCGAAAUUAUUUUGGCAAUUGACCAAAUAUGUUAUAUCCUGUUGAACUUGACCUUAUGCUUUGCAAUGCCAAAACAGAUACCUUGUUAUACGUUGAGGCUGGACAUUGUUGGCAGCCAAGAACUAACGGUAUACUCUCACGGCUUUUACCAUAUUUUAUUCAAGGUUAGGCACGUAAGCCGACAGAUUUUUCUACCUGUGAAAAUGUUGUUGUAGUCCAGGAAUCAAAGAGCAAGCUACUAGUUUUUAGAACUGAACUUUUAAACUUACUUUUCAAACUGAGUGAAAAGUUAUCGUUUUUAUUUUACACAUGGCGAACUCGAUAAGAGAGAAUGGUUCGUUGUCAAGGUCUGUUUCCGGACGUGAAAUGAUUUCAAUGCCACAUACCCUGGAAAUUAUUUGGCGAAAUGUCAUGGUGUACAUUUAUCUCCACUUAACUGCGCUCUACGGAUUCUAUCUCUGCUUCACGUCCGCCACGCUGACAGCCACUUUGAUUUGGGCUUUGUUUUUACAUGUAUUUGGAGGAUUUGGAAUAGCUGGUGGAGUGCAUAAACUGUGGAGCCAUCGUUCGUACAAUGCCAGUUUACCUCUUCGCAUUUUGAUUGCCGUUGCGCAAACGAUCGCCCAUCAGGACGACAUUUACAAAUGGAGCAGGGAACAUCGGGUGCACCACAAGUUUAGUGAUACGGACGCCGAUCCUUACAACUCCAGACGGGGAUUCUUUUUCUGUCACAUCGGCUGGCUCAUGUGCGAAAAACAUCCGGAAUUCUAUCGAAUGCAAAAGACCAUCGAUGUUAGCGAUCUUUUACAAGAUCCCGUCGUAGUCUUUCAGCGGAAGUACUACUAUCCAUUGGCCGUGAUACUUUGCUUUGUGAUGCCGGCAGUAGUGCCCUGGUACUUUUGGGAAGAGUCUUUACCUACAGCUUUUUUCGUCGCUUCCAUGUUUCGUUACGUGUUCACGCUCCAUGCCACCUGGCUCACCAACAGCGCAGGCCACAGUUGGGGGAAACGACCAUAUGACAAACAAAUCAAUCUAUCUGACAGUUUACUGGCUGCCAGUUUCAGUCUUGGCGAAUGGCACAACUACCACCACGUUUUCCCUUGGGACUACAAAGUAGCUGAGUUAGGAAGUUCGAGGACGAGUUUCCACGUCGUUGUGAUCGAUUUCUUCGCCUGGCUCGAUCUCGUUUACGACCGCAAAACCGUCCGGCAAAGAAUUGUCCGCAGCCGUGUCCUCCGGACGGGCGACGGCUCUCAUCCCUAUGCCUUAAAGGAUUGUCCGUUUAAUUCCGGCGAUAUCAAAGACCACAGUGUUGACGAUGAUGAAAUUUGAGAUCG